AUGAUACUUUUUUCUUUGAUUAUUGUCUUCAAUUUUAUAGAUUUUCUAUUAGCUAAUACGCUAGCUGAUCAAUUGUGCAAAUCCAAUUCGGAAAGUUUAUUUUGUCAAAGGAGAAGCUCGAGGAGGUUAGAUACAGUCCGCUCAAAGCAGAAAGUCAGAGUUUAUGGAGUUCAACUUUCAAAGAUCGAUGAAGAAUAUUUAAGAAUAGCUCGAGAAACGCACGAUGAUCCGUCUUGUCCAAUUCACAAAGAAGAAUACGACAAUGUCUGUUUCACAAUUCCGCCCGUUCAAGUUCUCAUCGAAACAAAAGCUUUUUGUGACGCUUUUGUGGAGAUGUGCAACGACAUGUUGAAAACAAAUCUUUUCACUAGAAUCAAAGGAUUUCGAAUCGACUUCACAAAAUAUUGCAAAAGAUACAAAGCAAGGUUCCAAUUUGUUUGCCCAGAUCCUUUAAGAUUUCACUCAUAUGCCGAGGAUGCUGUCGAUUUUUGUAUUAGAUAUCAAGAACGUUGUCCAGAAGUCGAAGUGCCGAGUGCUCCGAUUCUAUUUAAAGAGAAACACGAUCACAUCUAUGUGCGUGAGAUCAAACAAUUUUGCGACAAGUUGGCCAACUUUGCCGCCAACUAUUGCACGAAUCCGGAUAUUUUGAAAGUGCCGAAAUACCAAUUCCCGUGUGGUCUUUACAAAUAUCAAUGUGUCGAUAUUUAUAAAGAAGUGAUCUAUGGAUGGGGAAAGAAA
Mesorhabditis belari is the source of this 738-nucleotide messenger RNA. The record is from the annotation of a GenBank genome assembly. Lineage: Eukaryota; Metazoa; Nematoda; Chromadorea; Rhabditida; Rhabditidae.